This is a messenger RNA of Doryrhamphus excisus (bluestripe pipefish), 2078 nucleotides long. It is a transcript of the gene atp6v1b2a, whose product is annotated as ATPase, H+ transporting, lysosomal, V1 subunit B, member a. Gene Ontology annotation, molecular function: proton-transporting ATPase activity, rotational mechanism; ATP binding. Gene Ontology annotation, cellular component: proton-transporting V-type ATPase, V1 domain. The record is from RefSeq and is a predicted model, not a curated record. Gene Ontology annotation, biological process: ATP metabolic process; vacuolar acidification; proton transmembrane transport. Lineage: Eukaryota; Metazoa; Chordata; Actinopteri; Syngnathiformes; Syngnathidae.
GACAUCCGGUUAGUCAUAUGAUCCGCAUCUUGGCUGUCAGCUGUCUUGUUGCGGCACCAGUUAGCGGCGGAGGUUGAGGAUCUUUCUCCGAUUGUUUUCUUCCGGCGAUGGCAACUCUGGUGGCAAACCGGGCGAUGGAUAACGGCUUGGCGGCGGCAGCGAGGACUCACACCCAAGCUGUGACCAGAAAUUACAUCUCUCAGCCGAGGCUAACGUACUCUACGGUGACGGGUGUGAACGGACCCUUGGUCAUCCUGGAUAAUGUCAAGUUCCCCAGAUAUGCUGAAAUUGUCCAUUUGACCUUGCCUGACGGCACCAAGAGGAGCGGUCAAGUCUUGGAGGUGAUUGGGUCCAAAGCAGUGGUUCAGGUGUUUGAGGGGACGUCAGGCAUUGAUGCCAAGAAGACGGCGUGUGAGUUCACUGGUGACAUCCUGCGUACGCCGGUCUCAGAGGACAUGCUCGGGCGAGUGUUCAAUGGCUCAGGCAAACCCAUCGACCGGGGACCAAGUGUUCUGGCUGAGGACUAUCUGGAUAUCAUGGGUCAGCCCAUCAAUCCCCAGUGCCGCAUCUACCCAGAGGAAAUGAUCCAGACUGGCAUCUCUGCAAUUGAUGGCAUGAACAGCAUCGCCAGAGGACAGAAGAUCCCGAUUUUCUCAGCUGCUGGACUGCCCCACAAUGAAAUCGCAGCCCAGAUCUGUCGCCAGGCCGGCCUGGUGCAGAAGUCCAAGGACGUGAUGGACUACAGCUCGGACAACUUCGCCAUUGUGUUUGCUGCCAUGGGGGUCAACAUGGAAACUGCUCGCUUCUUCAAGUCUGACUUUGAGGAAAAUGGCUCCAUGGAUAACGUUUGCCUGUUCUUGAACCUGGCCAACGAUCCCACGAUUGAGCGAAUCAUUACUCCUCGCCUUGCGCUGACGACAGCAGAGUACCUGGCUUACCAGUGUGAGAAACACGUUCUGGUUAUUCUCACCGAUAUGAGUUCUUACGCCGAGGCUCUGAGAGAGGUCUCUGCUGCCAGAGAGGAGGUGCCUGGACGUCGAGGUUUCCCAGGUUACAUGUACACCGACUUGGCCACCAUCUACGAGCGCGCGGGCCGAGUGGAGGGCAGAAAUGGCUCAAUCACCCAAAUCCCCAUUCUGACCAUGCCUAAUGAUGAUAUCACCCAUCCCAUCCCUGACCUGACGGGGUACAUCACCGAGGGUCAGGUGUACGUGGACAGGCAGUUGCACAACCGUCAGAUUUACCCGCCCAUCAAUGUUUUGCCGUCUCUGUCCCGUUUGAUGAAGUCGGCCAUCGGUGAGGGUAUGACCAGGAAGGAUCACGCCGAUGUCUCCAACCAGCUGUACGCCUGCUACGCCAUCGGCAAGGAUGUUCAGGCCAUGAAGGCCGUGGUGGGAGAAGAAGCCCUCACCUCUGAUGACCUUCUCUACUUGGAGUUCCUGCAGAAGUUUGAGAAGAACUUCAUUGCCCAGGGUCCUUAUGACAACAGGACGGUGUAUGAGACCCUGGACAUCGGUUGGCAGCUACUCCGUAUCUUCCCCAAGGAGAUGUUGAAGAGGAUUCCUCAGAGCACCUUGGCCGAGUUUUAUCCCAGGGAGUCUGCUGCUCGCCACUGAGACACCACGCGGGACGUCCGCUCCUCAUCCUCAACCCCAUCACGCCGUGUCUGUGUUUCUGUGCAUGGACACCCACCUUGUUAGCUAGCAGUCCCCUUUUCUCACAUACGUCGUACCGUAGUGUACUGUAGUGUACUGUAUUGCUGUUCAAAGUAUGUGAUGUGUACAAAGUGACUUCAUGGGUGAACUUAUUUAUUCUGCUGUCCAAAUGAGCGCGGUGUUGCACGUGAUGCGAGCUGGGAUAAACACGUCCUCCUUGAUGUCUGGCAGGUGGUACUCGUGCUGUUUUUUUUUCUUCCUUAGAAAAUUCUACUUCGUGUUUACAGUAUUUGUGUUUUUCUUCUUCCCUUUGUGUUGUAAAAUGUAAAAAAAAAACAACAAAUCAUUCCCGUUAGCAAAAGCUAAUUCUUUGUUGUGCACUCAAUAAAUGCUUUUGUCCACAGAAAGAAACCAAAUCAUAGC